Messenger RNA from Suncus etruscus (white-toothed pygmy shrew), 3236 nucleotides. It is a transcript of the gene ADAM22, whose product is annotated as ADAM metallopeptidase domain 22. The record is from RefSeq and is a predicted model, not a curated record. The transcript has 34 exons. Gene Ontology annotation, molecular function: metalloendopeptidase activity. Gene Ontology annotation, cellular component: postsynaptic density membrane. Gene Ontology annotation, biological process: proteolysis. Bases 225 to 3179 code for a protein of 984 amino acids. Lineage: Eukaryota; Metazoa; Chordata; Mammalia; Eulipotyphla; Soricidae.
AGGCUGCCCCCGCCCGCGGGAGCGCCCGCGGAGCACAAUGCAGCACUGAGGCAGCGCCGCGGUGGAGGCCGGCUGCAGCGCAGAGCUCAGGGGAGCGCCGAGGGGGCGGCUGGGGCGAGCCGCGAGCAGCGCAGCGGGGGGCCGCAGCGGGCAGCUGGGCCAUGAGGACCUGAGCCUCUCUCCGAUCCGACGAGAGCUGGGCUGACCGACAGACAGCGGGCAUCAUGCGGGGCGCAGCGGCCGCGUCCUGGCCCUUCUGGCUGCUGUGCGCCUUGGGGACCUGCCCCCUGGCGCGCUGCGGCCGAGCAGGCGACUCCUCGGUGACGGAGCUGGAGCGGGGGAACGAAAACCGCUUCCUGGAGCGCCAGAGCAUCGUGCCCCUCCGCCUCAUCUACCGCUCCGGGGGCGAACGCGAAACGGGCCACGACGCGCUCGACACGCGGGUGCGGGGUGACCCCGGCGGCGGCGGCGGCGGGCAGUUGACUCAUGUUGACCAAGCAAGCUUCCAAGUGGAUGCCUUUGGAACAUCAUUCAUUCUGGAUGUCAAGCUAAAUCAUGAUUUACUGUCCUCUGAGUACAUAGAGAGACACAUUGAACCUGGAGGGAAAACUGUGGAGGUGAAAGGAGGAGAGCAUUGCUAUUACCAGGGCAAUAUUAGAGAAAAUUCUGCCUCAUUUGUGGCAUUGUCAACUUGCCAUGGACUUCAUGGUAUGUUCUAUGAUGGAAACCACACCUAUCUCAUUGAGCCAGAGGAAAAUGACACUUCUCAAGAGGAGUUCCAUUUUCAUUCAGUUUAUAAAUCCAGACUGUUUGAAUUUCCCUUGGAUGAUCUUCCAUCUGAAUUCCAACAAAUCAACCUCACUCCACCAAAAUUUAUUUUAAAGCCAAGGCCCAAGAGGAGUAAACGACAGCUUCAUCGACAUCCACGUAACGUAGAGGAAGAAACCAAAUAUAUUGAAUUGAUGAUUGUGAAUGAUCACCUCAUGUUUAAAAAGCAUCGGCUUUCAGUUGUGCAUACCAACACAUAUGCAAAAUCUGUGGUGAACAUGGCAGAUUUAAUUUAUAAAGAUCAACUAAAGACAAGGAUAGUAUUGGUUGCUAUGGAAACCUGGGCUGCUGACAACAAGUUUGCCAUAUCGGAAAAUCCAUUGAUCACACUACGUGAGUUUAUGAAAUACAGGAGGGACUUUAUCAAAGAGAAAAGUGAUGCAGUUCACCUUUUUUCGGGAAGUCAAUUUGAGAGUAGCCGGAGCGGGGCAGCUUAUAUUGGUGGGAUUUGCUCGUUGCUGAAAGGAGGAGGCGUGAAUGAAUUUGGUAAAACAGACUUAAUGGCAGUUACACUUGCCCAGUCAUUAGCCCAUAACAUUGGCAUUAUCUCCGACAAAAGAAAGUUAGCAAGUGGUGAGUGUAAAUGUGACGACACAUGGUCUGGAUGCAUAAUGGGAGACACUGGCUAUUAUCUCCCAAAAAAAUUUACCCAGUGCAAUAUUGAAGAGUAUCAUGACUUUCUAAAUAGUGGAGGUGGUGCUUGCCUUUUCAACAAACCUUCUAAGCUUCUUGAUCCUCCAGAAUGUGGCAAUGGUUUCAUUGAGACUGGAGAGGAGUGUGACUGCGGGACUCCAGCAGAAUGUGUCCUGGAAGGAGCAGAGUGUUGUAAGAAAUGUACCUUGACUCAGGAUUCUCAAUGCAGUGAUGGCCUUUGUUGUAAAAAAUGCAAGUUCCAGCCUAUGGGAACUGUAUGCCGAGAUGCUGUCAAUGAUUGUGAUAUAAGUGAAACAUGCUCAGGAAAUUCAAGCCAGUGUGCCCCAAAUAUUCAUAAAAUGGAUGGAUAUUCAUGUGAUGGUGUUCAGGGAAUCUGCUUUGGAGGAAGAUGUAAAACGAGGGAUAGACAAUGCAAAUACAUCUGGGGGCAAAGGGUGGUAGCUUCAGAUAGAUACUGCUAUGAGAAGCUAAAUAUUGAAGGCACUGAGAAGGGUAACUGUGGGAAAAACAAAGACAUGUGGAUACAGUGCAACAAACGGGAUGUGCUUUGUGGCUACCUUUUAUGUACCAAUAUUGGUAACAUCCCCAGGCUUGGAGAACUUGAUGGUGAAAUCACGUCUACAUUGGUCACGCAACAGGGAAGAACAUUGAACUGCAGUGGUGGGCAUGUUAAGCUUGAAGAAGACAUAGAUCUUGGCUAUGUGGAAGACGGUACACCUUGUGGUCCCCAAAUGAUGUGCUUAGAGCAUAGAUGUCUUCCUGUAGCUGCCUUCAACUUUAGUACUUGCAUAAGCAAUAAAGAAGGUGCUGUUUGUUCAGGACAUGGAGUUUGCAGUAAUGAGCUGAAAUGUGUGUGUCAUAGAAACUGGAUCGGUGCAGACUGCAGUACUUACUUCCCUCUUGAUGAUACAAAGAAUGAUUUAACUCUGUCUGACAAUGGUGUCGCUGGUACCAAUAUCAUAAUAGGCAUAAUUGCUGGCACUAUUUUGGUGCUGGCCCUCAUAUUAGGAAUAACUGCCUGGGGUUAUAAAAACUAUCGCGAACAGAGACAGUUACCCCAGGGAGAUUAUGUAAAAAAGCCUGGAGAUGGUGACUCUUUUUAUAGCGACAUUCCUCCUGGAGUCAGCACAAACUCAGCAUCUAGUUCUAAGAAGAGAUCAAAUGGACUCUCUCAUUCUUGGAGUGAAAGGAUUCCAGACACAAAACAUAUUUCAGACAUCUGUGAAAAUGGGAGACCUAGAAGUAACUCUUGGCAAGGUAACAUGGGAGGCAACAGAAAGAAAGUCAGAGGGAAACGAUUUAGACCUCGGUCUAAUUCAACUGAAAGGGAGCCCCAAGCACCUGAGCCUGGGCACUCCCUCGCCCAGACAAUCCCAUCCCAAGGCAUAAGCCCCAGGGGCUCUGACAGCCCCCAGACAGGGAGUCUGGAUCACAGGUAUUUAAACCCAUGGUUCAAAAGAGACUAUAAUGUAGCUAAGUGGGUAGAAGAUGUGAAUAAAAACACUGAAGGACCAUACUUUAGCUCCCAAGAUGGCCAACGUCAAGAAGACAGGACUUUAUCUCCUGCCAAGUCUCCUUCUUCAUCAACUGGGUCUAUUGCAUCCAGCAGAAAAUACCCUUACCCAAUGCCUCCACUUCCCGAUGAAGAGAAAAAAGUGAACCGACAAAGUGCUAGGCUAUGGGAGACAUCCAUUUAAGAUCAACUGUUUACAUGUGAUACAUCAAAACUGUUUACUUCAACUUUUAUAAAAACC